Molecule: messenger RNA, 924 nt
Organism: Antrostomus carolinensis (chuck-will's-widow)
Lineage: Eukaryota; Metazoa; Chordata; Aves; Caprimulgiformes; Caprimulgidae
Gene: SPRY3
Product: sprouty RTK signaling antagonist 3
Exons: 1
Coding region: 1-924 (307 amino acids)
Biological process (GO): negative regulation of fibroblast growth factor receptor signaling pathway; animal organ development; negative regulation of Ras protein signal transduction
Cellular component (GO): cytosol; membrane
Source: RefSeq, a predicted model, not a curated record
AUGCAGCUCUCUUCCAGUGUGGCUGAACUCAGCUGUGACGAGACGAUGGACCCACCCGCUGAGGACUUCCAGCAGGUCCUGUCCAUUGACCAAAUCCGCUCCAUCCGUGCCAGCAACAACUACGUGGAGAGACCGGCUGUCUGCUUCCAGCAAACCCGCUCCAACCCAUCCCUGUCCCAGCCACCGCACAAGCAAGAGUGGUCCCAGGACCGCCUGGUGUCUUCCACCUUCCAGGACCUCCACCGCAGCCACAGCCAACAGCACCAGAUGCCACCUUUGCAGCAACACAUGAGCCAUUCCAGCACGGCCAGUUCCGUCUCCCAAAGCACCACCGCCUCCGACCAGCGCCUCCUGAGCAGCCUCACACCUUCCCACUCCGGUCAUUCCCUCAUCCGGACACAACCCCGAGCUGGUGGUGAGCUGAAAGCGGAGGAAUCACCGUUGAAAGGGGUGGUGGACAAGCCCACCCUCCACACCGGCCACCUCUUCAUCUGUGAGGAGUGUGGGCGAUGCAAGUGUGCCCGCUGCACGGCCGCCCGCAGCCUGCCCUCCUGCUGGCUCUGCAACCAGCGCUGCCUCUGCUCCCCCGAGAGCCUCCUCGACUACGGGACUUGCCUCUGCUGCGUCAAGGGUCUCUUCUACCACUGCUCCACCGACGACGAGGACACCUGCGCCGAUGACCCUUGCUCCUGCGGGCCGGGGUCCUGCUGUGCCCGUUGGGCUGCCAUGAGCUUCCUCUCUCUCCUCAUGCCCUGCCUCUGCUGCUAUUUUCCUACCUUGGGGUGCCUCAAACUUUGCCAGCGGGGUUAUGAUGGCCUGAAACGCCCCGGCUGCCGCUGCCAGAACCACCCCAAUACCGUCUGCAGAAAGAUCUCCUCCUCCAGCGGCACGCCUUUCCCCAAGACGCUGGAUAAGCCGGUAUGA